Molecule: messenger RNA, 441 nt
Organism: Vitis riparia (riverbank grape)
Lineage: Eukaryota; Viridiplantae; Streptophyta; Magnoliopsida; Vitales; Vitaceae
Product: F-box protein At2g17036-like
Exons: 1
Coding region: 1-441 (146 amino acids)
Molecular function (GO): protein binding
Source: RefSeq, a predicted model, not a curated record
AUGGAGGACGAUUGUGAAUGGGCUUGGCUCCCCAAGGACUUACUGCACUCCAUAUUAGACCAGCUACAGCCAAUGGAAGAUGUUAUCAGAUUCAGCGCCGUUUGUACGGAAUGGCGUUCUGUGGCGGUAGCGAAUUUGAAAAGUCGCUCUCUUCAUCAAAGAGGAGUUCCAUUCUUGAUGAGUCGUACAAAAGACAAUAUCGGUAAUUUACACAGCGUGACCCAGAAGAAGAUGUAUAAAUUCCGGUUUCCAAUGCCUGACAAUAUGAAGUGUUGCGGCUCUUCCCUCGGUUGGUUGAUUAUGCUCGAUGUCACCAUGGACAUCAUCCUCUUCAAUCCCUUCUCUGGCAACACCAUUACUUUUCCUCCCAUUCGACGAUUGGUAUUUGAGAAACGUUAUGCACUAGAAUAUCCACGGUCUCUCUGCUCUCAAGCGAUAUGA